This is a messenger RNA of Fonsecaea erecta, 750 nucleotides long. RefSeq lists its product as hypothetical. NCBI's taxonomy places the organism in Eukaryota, Fungi, Ascomycota, Eurotiomycetes, Chaetothyriales, Herpotrichiellaceae. The transcript has a single exon. Gene Ontology annotation, molecular function: oxidoreductase activity. The record is from RefSeq and is a predicted model, not a curated record. Bases 1 to 750 code for a protein of 249 amino acids.
AUGUCUUCCACUCCACUUUCGGGCAAAAUUGCCGUCAUCACCGGCGGCACCAAGGGCAUCGGCGCCAGCACGGCGGCGCUGCUGGUGAAGCUGGGCGCCAAAGUGGUGGUCAACUACGGGCGGGACACCGCGGCGGCGGAGAAGAUCGUGGCCCAACUCGGAAGCGACAAGGCGUACGCGGUGCAAGCCGACGCCGGGUCCGUCGCGGGCGUCGAGCAGCUGGUGAAGGCGACGGUGGAGAAAUUCGGGCGGAUCGACCUCCUGGUGGCCAACGCGGGGAUCCUGCCGAUGAAGACGGUCGAGUCGUGCACCGAGGACGACUUCGACCGCACGUUCAACCUCAACGUCAAGGGGCCCUUCUUCCUCGUGCAGAAGGCGCUGCCGCACAUGGCGCCCGGGAGCAGCAUCGUACUCGUGUCCACCACGCUGUGCCACGCCUCGACUGUCAACGGGCCCUACACGCUGUACUGCGCCACCAAGGGCGCCAUCGAGCAGCUGACGCGCCUGCUGUCCAAGGACCUGCUGGCACGCAAGGGCAUCCGGGUCAACGCCGUCGCCCCCGGUCCCACCGCCACCGACCUCUUCCUCGAGGGCAAGAGCGAGCAGGUCCUCAACAUGCUCGCCAGCUUCCAUCCCGCCGGCCGCAUCGGCCAGCCCGACGAGAUCGCCGAGGGCAUCGCGUACCUGUGCGGUCCGGGCGCCACCUGGGUCAGCGGCCAGACCAUCCGGGUGAAUGGCGGCAUGGCUUAG